This is a messenger RNA of Durusdinium trenchii, 609 nucleotides long. The record is from the annotation of a GenBank genome assembly. NCBI's taxonomy places the organism in Eukaryota, Dinophyceae, Suessiales, Symbiodiniaceae.
AUGCGAGCCUUUAGGGCUCGGCUGCAGGAAGUGUCAAAGGACCUGGAGGCUCAACGUAGCCGAAAGGGCGAACACUCCACGGAGCAGCAAGCACAUCAUCGCCGAGUUGUUGCUGAGCUGCACAAGACCCAGGAGCUGGCGCAGACCUUUGACAAGAAGAACCAGCAACUGACAGCCGAAAAUCAGAAGCUCCAGGAGAAGCUGCGGACCCGCGAAGAUGAUCGACAAGCGCUCUUGCGAGAGCUGGUUCUAUCGAGGACGGGUGAAUCGCGAGCAGAACCGGAGGCGCAGAGCUCCACCGAGACAGAGAAGCCUCGAAGGCGGAGCUACUCGCAGAGGCAAGUUGACCAAGCUCGGCUCCAGCAAACGCAUAACAAGCAGUAUGAGCGGGAGGUGGCACUGAGAGAAGCAGCGCUCAAGCUGAAGCGCAUGGUGGACUCCGAGCGCCGGACAGUCACUGCCUUGAAGCAGCAACAGGCUGAAAUGUUGCAGCAACGCACAGAGUUGGAAGUGUUGCUGCGACAGAGCCUAGACGAUGUCAAGGCAGAGGUCCUGCGGACGAGGGCUGUUGCCGAGGGCCAGGACGGUCGCUGGGGUCCGCGUGUCUGA